This is a messenger RNA of Centrocercus urophasianus (Greater sage-grouse), 5138 nucleotides long. It is a transcript of the gene OTUD7A, whose product is annotated as OTU deubiquitinase 7A. The record is from RefSeq and is a predicted model, not a curated record. Gene Ontology annotation, biological process: protein deubiquitination involved in ubiquitin-dependent protein catabolic process; protein K48-linked deubiquitination; protein K11-linked deubiquitination. The coding region runs from base 1093 to 3900 and encodes 935 amino acids. NCBI's taxonomy places the organism in Eukaryota, Metazoa, Chordata, Aves, Galliformes, Phasianidae. The transcript has 19 exons. Gene Ontology annotation, molecular function: cysteine-type deubiquitinase activity; K63-linked polyubiquitin modification-dependent protein binding; zinc ion binding. Gene Ontology annotation, cellular component: cytoplasm; nucleus.
GCAGCACAUACAUGAAAAUCAUAAUGCAGUGCUUAUCGUAUCAUAGUUAGCAGUUCCUGUUUGGUAACUGAUGUUAAUCCCCUUGUAAUUACAGGAUCAAUGCACCAGGUUGUGGACCUCUGUAGAAAUAUUACUGAAAUGGAAGAGUUUCAACUUUCAUUGAUGACAAAAUAGCUGGACCAAAUGGAGUAACAGACAGUGUGAGAAAUAAAUCUGACAGAGGAUGCAUCCAAUGCUGCGGAAUCUUCAAUUCAGAUGUCCUCUGGGGGCACCUUGAGUCAGCAUCUAGCCUGUACCUCAUGGAGAAGAAAGGAUUAAGAACUGAGAAAGGGCUGUUUCUGGUCUGCAUGAUGAUAGAAGGAAGCAAAGAAGCGAAACAGGAGACCAGAGAUUUCAAAUUCAGGAAGAAGAGCAAGUCUGUUGUUGCAGGAGGAGCUGAAUUUCUAUUCAGUGUUCUACACAAAGAACUUCUUUAUCCUGCUGUGGAUUUGGAAAAUUUUCCUCUUGGUGCCACUGGCUUCAAUUUUCUUUCAGCAAGCAACAUGGAAAUAUCAAACUCCUGAAAAACAUGGCAUGUUUAAACUCAGUGCUGUGAGAAGCAGAAUGCUGCUCUAUAAAGAAGCCCUGCUGAGAAAAAACAUCCUGGAGACUCAUUCAGCUUUGUCUUACAAUGAGAAACAAGCAUCUCUGCUUCUGUAUUAAACUUUCUGCAUUUUGAGACCUGAAGAUAAGAAGCCAAGAUGAAACCACUGUGCCUUGAAGUAGAGAACAAAGCAAGGCACAUAAUACUCCAGAGCUUCAAAAUCAGAAGUAAAUUCAUCUGGACAGUUGCCACCUGCCUUCCUAAGUAGGAGGAAAGAGGGAUUAUCGGUGCCUGCCUCAUUUGCUUCACCAAAAUGAGAUAGGGCAUGCAGGAGAGAAGGGAUAGUUUUGCAAGUGGAAGCUACAAUGAUUUCUCAGGGGACACAAUUUUGCUUAUUCAUACCUUUUACUGUGGCAAAAAUGGAGUAUUUUCCUUACCAAAAACCAGCAGCAUAACGCCUAUCAGACACUUGCCUCAAGGAAAUCUUAUGAAAAGUCUGUUCACAAUGGAUGCCUUCUAGCCAAUCGGCGAGUCCUGCUGCUGCCUCAUGUCUGGCAGCAUCUCUGAAUGAUCACAUGACUCUUGAUAUGGAUGCAGUCCUGUCAGACUUUGUUCGGUCCACAGGGGCAGAACCAGGUCUGGCCAGAGACUUACUAGAAGGCAAAAACUGGGACUUGACAGCAGCUUUAAGUGACUAUGAGCAGCUCCGGCAGGUGCACACCGCCAACCUGCCGCAGGUGUUCAACGAGGGCAAGUACUGCAAGCAGCCCGAGCCCGAGCAGCCUCCUCAGGUGACAAAGGCCGAGCGGCCCUGCCUGCAGCGGCAGGAUGACAUCGCUCAAGAAAAGCGGCUUUCCAGAGGCAUUUCUCAUGCCAGCUCAGCCAUAGUCUCUCUUGCUCGAUCACAUGUAGCAAAUGAAUGCAGCAAUGAACAAUUUCCUUUGGAGAUGCCCAUCUACACAUUCCAGCUGCCAGACCUUAGUGUGUACAGCGAAGAUUUCAGAAGCUUCAUUGAACGUGACUUAAUUGAGCAGGCAACAAUGGUUGCUUUGGAGCAAGCAGGUCGUUUGAACUGGUGGUCCACAGUGUGUACAAGCUGCAAACGUCUUCUUCCCUUGGCCACAACAGGUGAUGGAAACUGCCUCCUGCAUGCUGCCUCUUUAGGAAUGUGGGGAUUUCAUGACCGGGAUCUUGUUCUACGGAAAGCACUCUACACUAUGAUGAGAAGUGGAGCUGAAAGGGAAGCACUGAAAAGAAGGUGGAGAUGGCAACAGACCCAGCAGAAUAAGGAGUCAGGUUUAGUGUAUACAGAAGAAGAAUGGGAGCGGGAGUGGAAUGAACUGCUUAAGCUGGCAUCAAGUGAGCCUCGCACGCAUUUCAGCAAAAAUGGAGGCACUGGUGGUGGGGUUGAUAAUUCAGAAGAUCCAGUGUAUGAGAGCUUAGAAGAGUUCCACGUUUUUGUCUUGGCCCACAUUUUAAGACGACCUAUUGUGGUAGUAGCAGACACAAUGUUACGAGACUCUGGUGGAGAAGCAUUUGCACCUAUACCAUUUGGAGGAAUUUAUUUGCCACUUGAAGUUCUACCUAACAGAUGCCAUUGCUCACCUCUGGUUCUAGCCUAUGAUCAGGCACAUUUCUCUGCUCUUGUUUCCAUGGAACAAAAAGAUCAACAGAGAGAGCAAGCGGUGAUCCCCCUGACUGACUCUGAACAUAAGCUACUGCCUUUGCACUUUGCGGUCGAUCCUGGGAAAGACUGGGAAUGGGGAAAAGAUGACAAUGACAACACCAAACUGGCCAAUUUGAUUCUGUCUCUUGAGGCAAAGCUUAAUCUUCUGCACAGCUAUAUGAAUGUAACGUGGAUACGCAUACCAUCUGAAACACGGCAGGCCCCUUUGGCUCAACCAGAAUCCCCUACAGCUUCAGCUGGGGAGGACGUUCAAUCUCUGGCUGACUCAAUGGACUCGGACCGAGAUUCCAUCUGUAGUAAUUCCAACGGCAGUAAUGGAAAAAACAAUAAAGAAAAAGAAAAGGACAAACAGAGGAAGGAUAAAGACAAAAACAGGACGGAUUCAGUUGCCAAUAAAAUAGGAAGCCUCAGUAAAACCCUAGGAAUUAAGCUGAAAAAGAAUAUGGGCGGUCUUGGAGGCCUGGUGCAUGGCAAAAUGAGCAGGGCAAAUUCAGGGAAUGGAAAAAACGGUGACACCAUGGAGAAAGUCAAAGAGAAGAAGUCUAAGUCUCGAAAAGGAAGCAAAGAAGAGUCUGGGCAGUCUGCAAGCACUUCUCCAUCUGAAAAGACCACCCCAUCUCCUACUGACAGAGCUAGCAACUCACCCAUUGAAAAGAUGAACACAAAAUCCUUGUCUGACAAGCAGGCUGAUCCAUGGAAAUACAGCACUGAUGUGAAACUCAGCCUCAAUAUUUUGAGAGCGGCCAUGCAGGGUGAACGCAAGUUUAUUUUUGCUGGCCUUCUUUUGACCAGCCACAGGCAUCAGUUCCAUGAGGAGAUGAUUGGUUAUUACCUAACCAGCGCGCAGGAGCGUUUCAAUGCUGAGCAGGAACAGAAAAGAAAGGAUGCUGAGAAAAAGGCUGCGCUGAAUGGGUCAUCUAGUAGGAAGCUGGAGCCAGAAGCGUAUUCAAAAGAGAAGUCAGAAACAUCUCCUCAGGAUCGGGCAUCACCUGUCUUGCCUCAAAGCCAUACGACUCAACUGGUUUUAAAAUUUAAAGAUCGCACUAGUCCCACUCCGGGGUCAUUUUCUUCACCUAGUAAUGGUGCUAAGAAAAGUGGACCCAUUCCAGUGUCUGCCCACUAUAGCCAUACACCACCUGUUCAAAGACAGAGUGUCAUCCAUUUGCAUGAUGUCAACUCCAAGCCAUCGAGCUUCCAAGAUGACACUUACAAGCCAGUGGUUGGCACAUUAAAAACCUGUGCCACGUAUCCCCAACAAAACAGAUCACUGUCUUCUCAGAGCUACAGCCCGGCCCGGAUAACUGGUAUCCGCACAGUGAACACAGUGGAAUCACUGAGCUAUGCCAUGCCUACUGAACACAAGUCUCAGACAUACACUAAUGGAUUUAAUACUGGCGACAUUAGAGACUGCUUAGAAUAUGCUGAUGAGGAUGCUCCUCAGACCUGGUUGAACAAUGAUAAAAAUCAAGGCAGAAGCACAGUUUGCCCAAUAUAUCCCAUCCAGCAAAACCGCUGUAAGAAGGAUAACUGUUCCUUUUAUGGUCGUCCUGAGACUGACAAUUACUGUUCGUACUGCUACAAAGAAGAGCUGAAGCGCAGGGAGAGGGAAAGUAAGGGACACAGGCAUUGAGGAUUCUUCCGUGACUAUAUUUAGUUUUACCAUUUUCUUACUUGCAGAGUAAACAGUGUUGAAUUGCAGUAAAAGGAAUCCUUCAAAAAAGAAUAAAGGAUUGAUGAGUAAAUAGUGUCUAGCUUUUCGCUUUUCCUGGGCAAUGAGGAAAUAAUAGGAUUAAUUUAUCAUAAAAAAAUAUAUAUUAUUUUCCAUUUUGUCAGUGUCUUUUUUACAUACUCUGGGUAAGCUGAAGGGUUGUUUACUUCUUUGUCAGUGCUGUGUGUAUGUUUGGUCAAAAAUUUACUAAUGGUGCCUGAAUUUACACUGACAUCACUCAGGUAGUAGUAUGAUAGGGGAAAGUCAUAAUACCGGAGAUGUGGUGUUGUAGUAGGGUAGUAUCUGCCUUGUAAACAUUUGAAAUUCUAUAGCUGUCAUGAGAGUAUUUUUUUCCUCAGCAAGAGUAAGUUUUUCUUUCUUUCUGGAGGGUAGCAACUUUUGCAUAACGCACACUUUUAAGAUGGCAGCAUACUGCACUAGCACUGAUGUUCAUACUCACUUUAGUUUGAGACGGGAUGAUUCUAGGAAACUGGAGGUGAAAGGUCUGAAUUCACGAGGGCUGUAGCUCUUCCUGAUUUUAAGUUCUCAGCAGUUAUUUGUACAUCUCCAUUAUAAAGUAGAUUUGCGCCAUUUUUACCUGUAUUGAAUUUGUAAACGCAUUUUAUAUAAAAACAUGACCUGCAAGACUUCACUUCCUAAGGGAAAAAAAAAAAAAAAAGACAAAGAAAAUUCAUAUAAAAUUCAGUAUAAUUUUGGGCACCUGAAUCUCAGUAUUUUCAUUGCUGCUAAAUUUGGGAAAAAAAACUAUUUUAAAAUCAAAAUCUAAAAAUUCUAUUAGAUUUGGAAAAUUUGAUGACCAGCUAGGAAAUGUAGGAUCAAUCUGGAGCUGAAUGAACUGCUUGUCAAAACAAAUGUAUUGCAUCCCCAGAUUGCCUUAGCCAUUAUAUAAAUGUAAUCGUUAUUUGUUUAUUCCUUUUCCAAUGUUGUUGACUGAUAGUUACUGCAAACAUAAUUACUUCUGAGCAUUUCUUGAAGACAUUUGACCCCUGUUUUUGUUUCAUCUUGAGCAAGUCAUACAUCUACCUGGAGGUUUCAAGAUGGCUAUAAAAUGCCUACAGGUACAAACGCCUUCUCCUAGCACAGAUGUGCACAAGUCUGAUUUCCAGAUACUUACAUAAAUAUUUGCAGUACCUUUGAAA